AUGGUCAUCAGAGGCACUCAAUUAGAUGGCGUCGCUCUGGUCGUCGGCUCUGGUCGCGGCAUCGGCCAACAAGCCGCCUUCUCCCUAGCCGAAGCAGGCGCCCGUGUCAUCGUCUUCGCCGACAUGAACACCGAAACAGCCACUGCCUCCGCCGAAGAGAGCAAGCAAUACGCCACGAACCCCGAAUACCAAUCCACCCACUUCACCGUCAACGUGACCGACCAAGACGGCGUGCAAGCCAUGGUUGACUUUGUCGUCGAGAAGUUUGGACGGCUGGACUAUGCCGUCAACGCUGCAGGAGUCGACAACGGCGUGCACACCCCCUUCGCCGACACCGACAUCGACAACUUCGACCGCGUCCAGACCAUCAACGCCCGCGGUAUGUUCCUCUGCUGCCGCGCCGAAGCCGCCGCCAUGCGCAAGCAGACCUCGCGCACCUUUACCAGCCGCACCGGCACCCGGGACAUUGGUCGCGGCGCCAUCGUGAACGUCUGCUCAGCUAACUCCUUCGCCGGACUGCCCGGGAAGGGAUCGUAUACCGUCUCUAAGCAUGCUUGCAUGGCGGUGACGAAGAUGGUUGGACUGGACCACUCCGCCGAAGGCAUCCGCUGCAACGCCGUAUGUCCCAUCUGGGUCCGCACCCCUCUUCUUGACGUCGAGUUGGAGCGGAACCCCCAGGUGCGCGCAGAGAUUGAGGCCGUUAUACCUAUUAAGCGUGCGGCGGAGAGUGAUGAGGUGGGCGAUACGAUUGUUUAUUUGCUUAGUCCGUCGGCGAGUUAUGUUAAUGCUACGAGUUUGUUGUUGGAUGCGGCGGUUACGGCGACGUUGAGGUUUCAUUGA
Aspergillus tubingensis is the source of this 840-nucleotide messenger RNA. Its product is annotated as SDR family NAD(P)-dependent oxidoreductase. NCBI's taxonomy places the organism in Eukaryota, Fungi, Ascomycota, Eurotiomycetes, Eurotiales, Aspergillaceae. The record is from RefSeq and is a predicted model, not a curated record. Bases 1 to 840 code for a protein of 279 amino acids. The transcript is spliced from 4 exons.